GCUUUUCCACAUUUUCGGCGGGUGGGGGGGAGGAAACGUGACGCCCACGAGAGACUCCAACAUGCCGGUCACAAGCUGCUCUGCAGCCCCACCCUGGCCGGGCUUUCCAGGGUCAGCCUUCACUUCAGUAAACUUUUCACGGGACUCCGAGUGGAGUGAGCGCGCAGUCCACAGCAGCCAUGCACCGCAGUCAGAAAGACCACUUGUACAAAAUCCUCGUUAUCGGCGAUUUAGGUGUGGGCAAGACCAGCAUCAUUAAGCGCUAUGUGCAUCAGACCUACUCGACGAACUACAGAGCCACCAUCGGGGUGGACUUCGCCCUCAAAGUUCUCAACUGGGACUCGGAGACCGUGAGACUGCAGCUGUGGGACAUAGCAGGUCAGGAGCGCUUUGGGAACAUGACGCGGGUUUACUACAGAGAGGCCAUGGGGGCGUUCAUUGUUUUCGAUGUCACCAGACCCACAACAUUCGAAGCAGUCACCAAAUGGAAGGAGGACCUGGACUCAAAGUUGACACUUGCCAAUGGCAAAAGCAUUACCACUGUGCUUCUGGCCAACAAGUGUGACCAAAGCAAAGACAUUCUGGUCAAUAAUGGUCUGAAGAUGGACCAGUUCUGCCAAGAAAACGGAUUUGUGGGAUGGUUUGAAACCUCAGCCAAGGAAAAUCUAAAUAUCAAUGAAGCUGCAAAUUUCCUGGUCAAGCACAUCAUUGCCAGCGAGAACGAUAUUCUCAAAUCAGUGGUUCCCGACACCAUUUCCCCUCAGCUGACCACAACCACGAAGACGAGCUGCUCUGCAUGUUUCAGACCCUAACAUCUGGCCAACAGGUGGAUUCAGGCUCAGCAGCCGAGAAGGACUAAAAGACAGAUGUCCUUUUCUCCCACUAUGUCUGUAACCAUAAGACCUAAGCAGGACAUCAAAGAUAAGUGUGUAUGUGUGUGUGUGAAUGGAACACAAAGUCCAGUUACAUAUGAACGAAUACUUUGUAAGAGUACAGUUAUGUAUGUGCAACACAUGUCUGGUGUCAGCAUGUGCAGUUUUCACCUUGUGAUGUUUGAUUCCAGAUGGACAGAUAGAGAACAAUUUUGAAACACAGCUGAACAUUACAUUACACAUCUGUCCAGAAAUUGUUUGGGACUACUGAUCUGUUAUGUGUUUUACAUGUUGGUAUUUGUGUUUAAAUGUAUUGAUGCUGUGAUAAACAAAUGUUUUUCCACUCACUAUUAUUUUUUAGACUUGAGAAUGUAUAGAUUUCUUAAGUACAUACAGAACAUUUUUAGAUAAACUUUCAUCUUUAUGGUGCAUGAAGUGAAAAACUGCACCCCCUCUCUCUAUGUGUCUUUCUCUGUAGCUCUUUCCAUCUAUUUUCUGCAUUUUCCCCAUCUCUGUUUCUCUUUCUCACCCUUUCUCCAUGCUCCUCAGUGAUUCACUUUCUGACUCACUGCCAUUAUAUAAAUCUCCCAUGAAGCCCCUCUUCAGCACACACUUUUGUUCACAUCUUUAAACAUGGUUAUUGAUCUAAGUUCCUUUCUGUUCCACUGCCUGCUGAGUGCAAACCCUUUGCACUUUCACUUCGUACUAGUCUAUUGUCGUCUAUGUGGGAAGUAUUACAUAAUUUGAAAACACUUUAUCCCAAGUACUAAGUACAUUUUUUAACAGCAGACAUGUGCAUGUAAAUAUAAAAUAUUUUGUAUCUGGAUAAAUAAUAACGUUUAUUAAUAUUGCAUGAAUGCAUUGCAUUUUGGACCUAAAAUGGAAGAAAACUGUUUUGAGCAAAACGUUGUCUCUGGUUUGUUUCAUUACCCAUGCCACUUUUUUAUACUAGACAAAUCCCAUGCAUUAUUAUAGUUAACUCUAGUUAGGGUUUUUUUAUGUAAAUAUAAUAAUUCAAAUAUAAUUACUUAGUUUGCUUUUUACUUCUUCACAUUUAUUGGAGUGUAGUAUCCACUAUUUUUAGGUAUUCCAGAUAUAAAUGGAUUUAAUUGAAAUUGGCUAUUAGCCCACAACUGGUAAUUUUGAUAUCUGUUUUUGGACAAAUAACAAUUGUGCUAGUAUUCUGAUUAUACAUUUAUUAUAGCUGACAUCAGUGAGCUGACAUUUAGCUUUAUAUUCUUCAGUUCUAACUUUAUGCAUGGAACAGACAGAUGUUUAUAUUGAUAUUUGUAUGGAUUGAAGCACAGAAACAGUAGUGUAUGCUAAACUUAAACUGAAUUUGUGUUGCCAUAACCAGAAACAGCCUUGAGGAGAAUAAAAGCAAGAGUUCCUGUCAAUGGGAAGAGUACAUGACAGAACGUUGGUGGAAUUGCAGUGCAUUUUAGCAUAUUACUCAUAUUCAACCCAAGUCCUCUGGUAUCACCAUGACAACUGCUGAGCACAGAAGUAUAAAAGCUCUUUCUAUGAAGGUUGCAGCUCCUGCAACAUCCGCAUGAUUAAUAUUCUGCAAACCUGUGCAUGUUGUUGGUCCAUUGUUUCAGUAGUACCCUGGAAUUUAAAAAGAGCAAACUGACCAGACUGUGAAACUUUGACUAAAUUAGAAAAUGAAUGCCAAAUAUUGUUAGCACAAAUCACACAGAGGUGAAUCAUAGUGACUUGCUUGUGUUGUAAGACAAAUUCUCUAUUGAGGAACUUUGACAUGGAUUAUGUCCUUCUUCACACUGUGUGAAAGUAUCAAUCCAGUGAA
Messenger RNA from Pangasianodon hypophthalmus (striped catfish), 2679 nucleotides. It is a transcript of the gene rab38b, whose product is annotated as RAB38b, member of RAS oncogene family. The coding region runs from base 180 to 812 and encodes 210 amino acids. The transcript is spliced from 3 exons. Gene Ontology annotation, biological process: vesicle-mediated transport. The record is from RefSeq and is a predicted model, not a curated record. Gene Ontology annotation, molecular function: GTPase activity; GTP binding. Lineage: Eukaryota; Metazoa; Chordata; Actinopteri; Siluriformes; Pangasiidae. Gene Ontology annotation, cellular component: Golgi apparatus; vesicle; trans-Golgi network.